This is a messenger RNA of Delphinapterus leucas (beluga whale), 3194 nucleotides long. It is a transcript of the gene SPRY1, whose product is annotated as sprouty RTK signaling antagonist 1. Lineage: Eukaryota; Metazoa; Chordata; Mammalia; Artiodactyla; Monodontidae. Gene Ontology annotation, cellular component: membrane; cytosol. Gene Ontology annotation, biological process: negative regulation of Ras protein signal transduction; negative regulation of fibroblast growth factor receptor signaling pathway; multicellular organism development. The record is from RefSeq and is a predicted model, not a curated record.
UGCGGGCCCGGAGGAGCUGCGCGGGGGCCGGAGCCGCGCGAGGGGAGGAAGGGCAGAGGAGGUAGAGGGGGGCGACCCCCUCCCGCGGCGCGGCCCUCCCACCGGGGCGCUCGGAGCUCCGGAACCGGGCGGGCGACCUCCCGCCUCCGCACGGGAUGGCGAGCGGGGCCCCGCGUUCUCAGUCGCCUGCAGCGGUGGCGCCAUGACCCGGGGUGUCCUCUUGGAGGAACUGCCCCCCCCGGGGGAAAGACGCUUUCAGGGAGGCUUUUGAGGGGGUCAACGGGGCGGGGGGGGGGCCGCGGAGCUGUUCGGCGGGUUUUCUGUGUCGGAGGCUCCCUGGGACUGGGGCCGGGAACGGCAUGUUUGCGCCCGCGUGUGCCUGAGCAAAGCCCCAAGUCGCUGGGGACGCCCUGGCCCGGGUCUGCGUGCGCCCGAGCGAGCUGCCACUGUAUUCUUGUAGUGAGAGCGGUGGAGCGGCGAGGGGAGGGGAGAGGGCACUGCCACUUUAAAAGUGGGGAAGUCCGCCCUCCUGAGGUAAUGGUAACCUCAGCCUCCUCCCCUCCUCCUGCCCGAGAGAGGGAGCGAGAGCGGGCGAGAGAGCGAGCGAGCAAACUUGUUUUCAUUCAUAACUUUUUCCUUUUCCUUCCUCGCCGUCAACUCUUUAUUCCCCGCUUGUCUCCGCGCGGAUUGCAGAGGGCGCAGCUCCACCGCGGUAGCCGGCGAUGUGGCGACGCCGCUCUGCAGCCCCUGCCCCUGGCUCGCUGCGCCCCGGCUCUUUAGGAAUCCGGCUUCUCCUUUAAAGUGUAGACAGCUAUUUAUUUAUAAUCCUCCCUGACGUGGGCUUGCUUUUUGGCGCCCGCGUUCGCUCUGAAGGCUCUCACCGAUUUGUGAGCCUCCUUGGUGGCAUACGCCAAGAGGUUUUGGAAAUCCACGGUGAUCCUUAGGAUGUGAUGGGAUUGUCCGAAAAGGAUUUCAGAUGCAUGCCAGGUUUCCACUGAUUGCCGGAAUUCAAGAUCACUACACAUGGAUCCCCAAAAUCAACAUGGCAGUGGCAGUUCAUUAGUUGUGAUCCAGCAGCCUGCUUUGGAUAACCGUCAGAGGUUAGACUAUGAGAGAGAGAUUCAGCCUGCCGCUAUUUUGUCCUUAGACCAGAUCAAGGCCAUCAGAGGCAGCAAUGAAUACACAGAAGGGCCAUCAGUGGUGAAAAGACCUGCUCUUCGAACAGCACCAAGACAAGAAAAGCAUGAAAGGACUCAUGAAAUCAUACCGAUUAAUGUGAAUAAUAACUAUGAGCAUAGACCUACCAGCCACCUGGGACAUGCGGGACUCUCAAAUAAUACCAGAGGCCCCAUAUUGAGCAGAUCAACCAGCACUGGAAGUGCAGCCAGUUCUGGGAGCAACAGCAGUGCCUCUUCUGAGCAGGGGCUGUUAGGAAGGUCACCGCCAACCAGACCAGUCUCUGGUCACAGAUCUGAAAGGGCAAUCCGGACCCAGCCCAAGCAAUUGAUUGUGGAUGACUUAAAGGGUUCCCUGAAAGAGGACCUGACACAGCACAAGUUCAUUUGUGAACAGUGUGGGAAGUGCAAGUGCGGAGAAUGCACAGCUCCCAGGACCCUGCCAUCCUGUUUGGCCUGUAACCGGCAGUGCCUUUGCUCUGCGGAGAGCAUGGUGGAAUAUGGAACCUGCAUGUGCUUGGUCAAGGGCAUCUUCUACCACUGCUCCAAUGACGAUGAAGGGGAUUCUUACUCGGAUAAUCCUUGCUCCUGUUCACAGUCACACUGCUGCUCUAGGUACCUGUGUAUGGGAGCCAUGUCUCUGUUUUUACCUUGCUUACUCUGUUACCCUCCUGCUAAGGGAUGCCUGAAGCUGUGCAGGGGGUGUUAUGACUGGAUCCAUCGCCCAGGGUGCAGAUGUAAGAACUCCAACACGGUCUAUUGUAAGCUGGAGGGCUGCCCCUCCCGGGGUCAGGGUAAACCAUCAUGAUUUUUGGAGGUGGGUUGGGCCUCCUGAACUUCUAGCUUUCAAGCUGUGGCUGUUAUGAAAAGAUCCUGUUAGAUACUGGUUUUAUUUUCUUUGCAGUUUUUCCCUUUUUCCCACAUUCUCUCCCCCUCUUCCCAAGAUUUGACUCAUGGAUUUUACUCUAAUGGUUGAUCUUCAGUAACAGUGAACUGUGAAACUGCACCUGGCUCCCCCUUAUGACAAGAGCCUCUGCCAUCCACUCGAGAGGAUAUUGAGAGCCAGUGGGCUUUUAUGUAGCCUUUUUGUUCUGCAAGAAACUUUCCAAAGUUGUACACAUGAACAUACCCACACACACACCCAGACUACAGUGAUUUAGAGCUGUUUUUGUUUGGGUACUCUGGGAGCAGGGAAAUUGGUUUUUUAAAGAGGCAACCAUUUAAUUGCUUAAAUAAGCUAUGUAUUAAAUCUGUCUUCAAUUAGGGCUCUCUUCAUAGCAUUGGACCCUUAAGUAGCAAGGGGGAUAUGUUUCUGUUAUAACAUUAAAAUUCUCCUUUAACCACUGCCUUCUCCUUCUUGCCCCUCAACGUUCUCUCCCCUCAGUUCUGGCAUUAUCUUAUCCUAGAGAUGCCAGUUUUGUUUUCUGGGUUUUUUUCCCGUGUAAUUUUAGAUUCGCUUACAAUAUAAAUCUUCACAUUGGAGAUAUAUUAGUUGUAUCUUGUUCAUCCUCAUUCAAAGCUUUCAUAUUUGUGAAGGACUCGGCUCCCUUCUGUACCCCCACGCUUUUCACCAAAUUACUCUUGUCACUGAGGGCACUUGGAUGACUGAAGUUGAUAUUUAUAGCUGAUCGAUCUAUACGUGUCACAGAACUAUGCUGCCUAAAGUGAUCUUGGCUCCUUAAUGGUUUUUGGACCCUUUGGUUAGUUAACAGCUGAGUAGUUCUAAUCUUUUCUGCUUUCAUUGCCUUAACCACAAAUUGUGGUGCUUUAUGUAUAUUUUAUGUAUAAAUCACAAAGUUGAAUUCUGACUAUUUUUAAGACAAAAGUCUGUUAAACUUUUUUAUUGUAAAGAAUAUUUAUUAUGCGAAUCUAUUAUUUUAUGAUAUUUAUUGCAAAAACUGUUGAAAUGUACUCAUGUCUGAAUAUAACAAAAUAUCAAUACAUAACGGAAAAUAAGGUGACACCAAGAAAGUACAUAUGUUAACUAUAAUGCAGAAAAUAUAUUAAUUAAUGAACCUG